This is a messenger RNA of Drosophila takahashii, 921 nucleotides long. It is a transcript of the gene Damm, whose product is annotated as Death associated molecule related to Mch2 caspase. The record is from RefSeq and is a predicted model, not a curated record. Lineage: Eukaryota; Metazoa; Arthropoda; Insecta; Diptera; Drosophilidae. Gene Ontology annotation, biological process: proteolysis. Gene Ontology annotation, molecular function: cysteine-type endopeptidase activity.
UGUCGGUGAUGGAAAAGAACCCCCCAAGGAAUUCCAACCUUUUAGUAUGGUUUUUCAGGUCGAUGCUGUCGGGGAGAUAGUCUCCAGUGCUUCAGUUCCACUGGAAGCCGCCUAUGGUCCUCAUCCAAGAUUGCAGCCACCAAUCGUCUGCAUAUUCAAUCACACUUUCCAUGGGAACGAAAAAAAGGUACGGCAUGGAAGCGAAAAGGAUGUCGAAGCGUUGUUCAAAACCUUCGGCAAUCUAAAAUGUCAGGUGGAAGAAGUUAAGGAUCCCAAAAAAUCCGACAUUAAGGAGAAAAUUGCGAAUUUAUCUCUAAAAAAUUUCAACCACCUGUCUGGUGUGGUCAUCGUCAUCUUGAGCCAUGGCGGCCGAAAAGAGAAGAUCGAAACGUGCGACCAACAAUUUUACGACUUGGAUGACGAUGUUCUGUUUCCACUCUUCAGAAAUAAAACCCUAAUCGGCAAGCCGAAAAUCCUAAUAGUCCAGGCGUGCAAGGACUACAUGCAUAGACUGCAAGCGGAUUCUUCGAUAAUUGAUCCAGUUCACUCAUACUAUAUCAAAUGCUACAGCACUUCCGAGGGUUUGCAAAGCUUUCGCCACACACUUGAGGGUUCGUUUUACAUACAAGCCUUGUGCAAUGAAAUGGAUCAACAUGCCCUUACCAAGGACUUCAAGGCAAUUGUUGAGGAUGUAAACGUGAAGGUCCAAAAUGAUUGUGAAAAAACCGGAAAACAACAAGUACCAGCAAUAACUGUGUCAGCAUGGACACCAUUCUGCUUUGGAGAUUAUGUGGAGCACGUUUCUUAGAGGAUUGGAUGGCGGAUUUAUAACAAGAACACUUUCUCCAUGCAACUACACCUGACAACUACAUUUUUCUGUCGCCUCUUCGGAGGAAAUAAAGAACAAAUGGAUGACUAAGA